CAUUUUGAGUGUGGAAACGCGUUUCAGAUUUAAUUCACACAACUCCUAUGCCUUAAAACAGUUUGUUGUGCACGGCACAGUAAGCAGCAUAAACCAUUCCCACAGACGACCCCUCCUGCGUGUGUUUAGUAUCAUUAUGUUUCCACUGCUAAAGGCAGCCCGACGUUGGUUUCAUAACUUCCAUGCGUUGCACAACUAUAGGUUGCGCAUUGCCUACAGUGUCUGCUGCCUCUUCUGUCAUGGAGGAAAACAGCUCCCAUGUUAAACAUUACGUAUGCUGUGACGUUGCAACCGGCGAAAUGUUACUUAAGCAACUUUUAUAACUCACCGCUUACUCACCGUCAUCGGAUCAUCAGAUAAACCCAUCGCGAGGAAACAGUAGUAUUCAGUAAACAUAUGGCUCUCAGAGGUUCUGUCACCCGCCUGCUCUGCAACAGCCAGAAAUGUGCUGCUGUCACUGCGUCCAGAGCCCAGGGCACAGCUGCAACAGCAGCCAAAGAUGUUGAAGAAAUCCAAAAGCCGGCGAAGGCAUCCAAGGUGGCGUUCAACUGGCGGGACGCCCUGAAUCUGGAGGGUCAGCUGACCGAGGAGGAAAUUAUGAUCCGGGACUCCUUCCGCGACUACUGUCAGGAAAAACUCAUGCCCCGCAUCCUCAUGGCCAACAGACAUGAACAUUUCCACCGUGAGAUUGUCUCAGAGAUGGGAGAGUUGGGCGUCUUAGGCCCAACUAUUAAAGGGUACGGCUGUGCAGGCACGAGUUAUGUGGCGUACGGCUUGAUUGCCAGAGAGGUUGAGAGAGUGGACAGCGCGUAUCGCUCAGUCAUGAGUGUCCAGUCUUCACUUGUCAUGCACCCGAUCAAUGCUUACGGCACGGACGCCCAGAAGGAGAAGUACCUGCCCCGGCUUGCUCGUGGAGAAAUCCUGGGUUGCUUUGGCUUGACAGAGCCCAACCACGGUAGUGAUCCCAGCGGCAUGGAAACCAAGGCCAAAUACAACCCAUCCAGUGGUACCUUCAGCAUCAGUGGAGCCAAGACCUGGAUCACAAAUUCCCCCGUGGCAGACAUCGCAGUGGUGUGGGCCAAGUGUGAAGAUGGCAAGGUGCGGGGUUUCAUCUUGGAGCGUGGAAUGAAGGGUUUGGCCACCCCCAAGAUUGAGGGCAAGUUCUCCCUGAGGGCGUCCGCCACUGGCAUGAUCCUGAUGGAUGAAGUGGAAGUUCCCCAGGAGAACCUCCUGCCCAACGUCACUGGUCUGGCUGGUCCCUUUGGCUGUCUGAACAAUGCCCGGUAUGGCAUUGCAUGGGGAGCUCUGGGAGCGGCGGAAUUCUGCUUCCACGCUGCCCGACAGUACACUCUGGACAGAAUCCAGUUUGGGGUGCCACUGGCCAGGAACCAGCUGAUGCAGAAGAAAAUGGCUGACAUGCUGACAGAGAUCACCCUUGGGCUGCAGUCAUGUCUGACCCUGGGAAGACUUAUUGAUGAGAAAAAAGCUGCACCAGAUAUGAUCUCCAUGCUUAAGAGGAAUAACUGUGGCAAGUCUUUGGAUAUUGCCAGACAAGCCAGAGACAUGCUGGGAGGAAACGGCAUUGCUGAUGAGUACCACAUAAUCCGUCACGUCAUGAACCUGGAGGCUGUCAACACAUACGAGGGAACGCAUGACAUCCAUGCCUUGAUCCUGGGCAGAGCCAUCACUGGAUUGCAGUCUUUCACCGUUGAAAAGUAAAGAAAACUGUGGAAAUGGACUUGAUGUGAAUUAGUGGUGCCGCUUGUUUCUCAUGGGACAAAAUAAUAUGUGUAGAAACAUGAAGUGCACUUAAUCUGCCUCAUAUUAUUAGCUUUGCCUGGUGGGAUAAAUCACAAAUACCACUGAUGGGAGCCGUCUAUUACUGCCUCCGUUUGGUAUCUUGGGUGAAUAUGUAAGGUCAACUUAACUAAGCAUCGGGUCCAACUGUAAGGACACUUGUACAGUUAAGAUCCCUGAAAUAUACUUCAGGCACCCACUAGGCAAGAUGCAUGUUUGUUAAUUUUGUGCUAAUUUAAUAUGUAAAUAAAUGGCUUUGAAUGAAUGGAAAUAUAUGAGUGUAGCUGAGAUUGAGUAUGUAUAGAUCCCUUAAUACAUACAUGUGCUCACUUUAAUUAUUUUCUGUUGUCAUUUUACAUUGUCAUGUUAGUUACUGUAAGUCUGAAGAACUGCAUUAUCUGUGCUGACAUAUUACAUUGUUGGUGUAAAAUGUUAAAACCUGAGAGCCAAAUAAUGUGGUGUAUGUCGCUCGUUACUUUUAUUUAUUGACUCAACAGAGGCUGAACUUGAACAUACAUAAAACAUGGAUUCA
Messenger RNA from Cottoperca gobio, 2329 nucleotides. RefSeq names its product glutaryl-CoA dehydrogenase a (gene gcdha). The record is from RefSeq and is a predicted model, not a curated record. Gene Ontology annotation, biological process: fatty acid beta-oxidation using acyl-CoA dehydrogenase; fatty-acyl-CoA biosynthetic process. The transcript has 12 exons. Lineage: Eukaryota; Metazoa; Chordata; Actinopteri; Perciformes; Bovichtidae. Gene Ontology annotation, cellular component: mitochondrial inner membrane. Gene Ontology annotation, molecular function: glutaryl-CoA dehydrogenase activity; fatty-acyl-CoA binding; flavin adenine dinucleotide binding. The coding region runs from base 397 to 1719 and encodes 440 amino acids.